Messenger RNA from Betta splendens (Siamese fighting fish), 9924 nucleotides. It is a transcript of the gene dgkza, whose product is annotated as diacylglycerol kinase, zeta a. Bases 3618 to 7580 code for a protein of 1320 amino acids. Gene Ontology annotation, molecular function: ATP-dependent diacylglycerol kinase activity; protein binding. Lineage: Eukaryota; Metazoa; Chordata; Actinopteri; Anabantiformes; Osphronemidae. Gene Ontology annotation, biological process: diacylglycerol metabolic process; intracellular signal transduction; lipid phosphorylation. The transcript has 38 exons. The record is from RefSeq and is a predicted model, not a curated record. Gene Ontology annotation, cellular component: nucleus.
GGUUGCUCAUUCAACAACAGUCCUUUUGUGAGAAGGAAGUGUUCCUGUGAAUCCAGAAUUUCCUUUUCACUCCCUGGUACAUGGACGACGUCCAGUAUACAGUAUGUUACUGUAGGUCAGCUGUAUGAAUUCACGUUGGUCAGAUAUUGACAGUAAGUCGACACUUAAUCUAGAGUUUCUCCUCGCAGAGCUACCGGAGCCUGUCCCAGCUGUCGUUGGGCGAGAAGUGGGGCGAUGCAGUCGGAUGUUUUGGAAUUAAAGCAGGUUAUGUUCAUAUAUCGGAUUGCGAUUCAAAGAACCAGACAGCUCGAAAAAUAAAAUUGUAGAAGCCCUAACUUUUCAGGAGACAGCGGUGUAAAUGAAAGCGAUGCAUUCAGGUGCUCCGAGUGCUUUUGCUGGGGUGACGGGCAGACACAGACCCUCAGAAUCUGCCGUGUGCUGGACUAGGUGUUUAGUGAGUGGACUGAUGGCGAAGCCAUAGCAAAAUGUUGAGCUAUAAAACCAAACAAAGAUAGUUUCAAUGAUUGUGUUUCAAAUCUUGUCGUCCACUGUUUUUUGUAAAUCGCAUAUUUACUAAGUGUUGUUGUAACCGGUGUGUUCGCUGAUGAUCGAGGACAGUAGGACUGUGAGGCAUCACCCUGCUACGGCAGCUUUGGCGGGGCCUCUCCUUUCCUCGGUGGCUAGACUUUGUUUCCAACAACAGAUGCAAAAUGCUUUUUUGCCUGCCUCCAUAUGGAGACUGAACAAAGCGCAUUAGUCUGUGUGGACACGCAAAUCCACAGGUGGGUAACGUUCUAUUACUCCCAUCGCACCGCUGCCCCGCUCUCCCCCGUUAUGGUAGGAGAUUAUCAUCAUAGAAGGCAGCGGUUGCAUAACAGCAACGCACGCUCGCGCAGUGAGGAAAAACACAGUCAUAAUAGAGCUGUUCAGAGGAAGAGCGCGGGGACGGGAUAGAGGAAAGGAUCAGAGCAAAGCUGUUUCUAACUGUAACGGAAGAAAGUCUACUUUGUUUACGCGAUGCACACGAGCGCGCAGCGCACAAACAGAUCAGAUGUUUCGGCCGAUAUGAACUCCGACAGUUUGUGGCGCACGCACUCGGUCUCGUCGAGCAGUCGGUGGAAAAAGCCGUUUACUUCCUGUAGAUUAAAACAACAGGAAGAAAGAACGGCUCCAGCAGCUUCGACACGUACGCCCGGCCACCGGCCAAGUACACGCCUAGUGUGCCACCAGCUGGAGGGGGUCAACAGAGCGGGGGGAAGACGCUGUGUUUGCCUCUGAUCUAUUUUGGAAAGUCUGGGAUUCGCGGCCUGUGCACUGUUAAAGGAAACGCACCUGAGCGUCAGACUGUGGAGGAACACUCUGGUCUCCGGGGGCGACUCCCACACGACGGGAACCUUUUCCAUCGUACCAAUCCCACGGUCCAUUGCACGCUGCUCGCAGUAACAGUCGCAUUUCAUUAGUGUGCGGGUUAAUGAGUGUCUCACCUCAGCGCUGCUAAAGAAUCACAGUGCUCAGAGUUAGCGCAGACCUAAAGCAGGUGUAAUGUAUGUGUUGAGAGGAAAUUAUAAAACUUGGUCAGAUGGAGUUAAAGGCACCUGCUCCACAGUACAAAAAUGACAAAUGUGAUGCUAAUGAAGACCCUGAUCAACAGUAACCUGAUGUAGUUAAAAUCAUACAGAGACAGGUCUAAAUAAUCUAGUUUUGCUCAUUGUCAUUAUAAAACUCAUUUUAAAACUGUUCUAAUUUAAAAUGAGAAACUAGAAAAGUUUGCUUGUUCAAAUGAGAGUUUAGGGAAGUAAGGCUGGGUCACCUGCAGGUCCUGGGCCUGCGUGACGUGGAGAAGAGCGGAGGCUGUGGGAAGGGUGGAGGUGGUCGUGGAGAGGGUUAGUGAGGCGGCGUACGUGGGAUCAGGACUGGGCAGCAGCAGGAGCCGGCGAGGACGUGGAGAGGAGUGAGCGCUGUGGGUGAAGUGCACAGUCGAGCAUGGGCGCGACAAGGCAUGAAAGCUGACCAGAAAACGGAGGGUGGAGUCUGGAUGCAUGGAGAAACUGGGAGGAGAUCUAUACAGUAUUGUGGGUGUGCUUUCAUCUAAUUUCACGUUCUUGUCCUUUAGUGGAGAAUAUUCCAGAGGCCCGAGCACCAAGGGCUGUGUUUGGCUUCAGGCACAUCACUUCCUGCUUCACGAACACGUUUUUACUGGUAACCCUUCACUGACCAUGCGUCCUCGGCUUUUGCCUCGAUUUUAUCCCAUGAAUAGACUAGAAGAAAAGUCAGGUUUCUUUCUGUCGUGUUAUUUUUUAUCAAAUGUUACUUUUCCUUUUCAGGAUGAUUUUGGAAUUUAGGUGAAAAUCAAAUUGCGUCCGCAGUUUUGCAUGUCAGUCGUCCUUUUAAAUAGAGAAAGCACAAGUAUCAUAGUUUCAUCUGAAGAAAAUACUCUUCAUGGCUUCUCUGCGCGGCUCAAUAACAGCCAGUCAUCGCUGUGAAGACCCCUGACCUUUACGAGGGCGCGUUCUGCGCCAGGCGGGUCGCCUGCGCAGCGUCGGCGGUGGGAUCAGGUGAACAGCGGAGGUUUCGUUGCGCUCAGGGCUCUGUGAUGUGACUUCCUGUCAGAACGUGGGGUGGUUUUAGUGACAGAGCCCGGGCUGUGAACGCUUUAAUGUUUGCCCCGUUCUCGUCUAACUAUUAGCGCCGUGGCAGCAUCUGUCACGGCCCGUGCCAUGCGUUCUGCCUCGUCACUCUUGCCGCCGUCUUGUUUUUUUUUUUGUACUUAGCUGGGUCACUGUGUGGCUCUGUGGUCUGCAGCAGUGUGAUGUGACCUUCACUCGCGUCGCGCUCUUAAACGUUCAGCAGUGCAACUAAACAAACAAUAAAGGUUGGAGCAGAAAGGAUUUCACAGUUUGUUCGUAUUUCGCUUUCGGGCUGUGACUCGAUGUGUCAUAUGCAAAACCUGCGUAUGUUGUGGGAUCAUGAGUCAUUUUGAACUACUGAUUCAAGGAGUACUGAUUCAAGGGUUUUUAAUUUCCCCAAGUACUGACACUUUUUUAACACUUCUUAACAUCUGAGCUGCUCAGUGCUCAUUUGCAUGUCUUGGCACUGCGUUAUGCAACACUUGUGCGAUAGCUUAUAUGAUAGAAUAUGAUAGCUUCCUUUUUUAGAUUCUCUACUCCCCCAAGAAAACAGUCAAGGUCAGUGGCCAAAAGCAGGACAGUGGACGUCCCAGAGCCCAGUGCAAAAGACCCCCUUAUUUCAUUUCUGCCACAUCUUCUAUUGUACCUCCCAGUAAGACUAGUUUCACUACACCCCAGUAAAUCAGCGGGUUCAGGUGGGAGUGAUGCAACGCUUCAGUGACUGAACGUCACAGAGAAGGAGAGACGGUGGUCUAGUCAGUGACCAGCAGAUACGUCAUCAUACACUGGCUUUGUGGAGGAGGCAGCUAAACUAUGAUGGAAACCAUUCCCUGUUGCAAGUUUGUCAAUCAGGACCAGACAUCUGCUUGACAUGAGGACCUUCCACAGCCUAUCAGAGGGAUCAGAACCGGGCACUACACCGCGAUGCUUCGCAUAGAUCUACGCAGAUGACACAUGCUUUUAGUUCUCUACCUGCUGCUCUGAGACACGAUGGAGUUCUUCUUCCAGCGCCAUUUCGGUCGUCGCCAGAAAGUCCAGAAGCACCCUGCGGGCCCGGCGGUCCAGGCCAGUAAAGCCAGGCGGCGCUCUAGCGUGGGUCUGCCCUCCGUGGCGCUGGUUCAGUCCAGACGCUCCUCUCUGGGUUUGCCCCCGGUCCCCGCUGACGGGCGGAGGCGAGCCAGCGUCGGCUUGCUGGUGGCCAGCGGGCAGAAGCGACAGUCCAUCAUAGAGUUGGGAUUAACCCCCGCAGGUGAACCCGGAAGAGGAUCUGAUGGCGUCGUCAAGAGAGACGCUCAGUACACACCGCACCACCCCCGCAGCGCCCCCGGGACCGUCUCCACUGUGCAGCGCAGGCUGGCCGUGCGCUAUCGACGACCUUCUAAAGUGAAGUCCAUUGAACCUCAUUUGCUCGGAUCCUCUAUGUUACUCGCGAGCGUGGUCCAGAUGGGGAGAGAGCUGACAGAUGCUGAGAGUGCAGAUCCAGAUGUGCCCCCGUGCUCCUGUUCUGAGUCAGAUGGAGAGGACGGGAGCGGCGCCGAAGAAGAGAACCACAGCGGAGGAAUGAAACACUCAGCUCAGAUGCACUUGACCCAGGCCGUCAUCAUAGAUAACAUUAAGCUCCGCCCACUGCUCCGCCCUCCUCGCUGUCUGAGGCGAAACUCAUCUCAUCUCCUUCCGUCAGAGUCGGUGCUUCAGAGCAGGGAGCUGGGUUGUGGCGUUUAUGGUCGAUAUAACCAACAGGGUCCCAGUGAGGCUCAGUGGCCGCCAUCUAAUACCAUCCCGACAUCCAUGACCAGCCCCAGUCUGGGUCAGCUGGCCUCAGCAGGCCCCGGCUCCUCUCCUGGUGCCCAAACAGAUGGGUCCUCCUCAGGGUCUGAGCUGCACAAAAGCAUCUCUUCACCGCAUGAGGGACCAGGGGGAUCCAUUUACUAUGAUCCUUAUCUGGACACAUGGGACAACUUCCUGUCGAAAGCGAUAGCCAAGUCCAGCCUGCACCACCUGUCCUGUCAGCCCAGUACAUCAGCGCUGAACAGGACGGACCCAGAAGCAAAUAUCCGAAGCACUUUGGACUGGACUGAGUCAGCUGUUUAUGGGGAUCAUAUCUGGUUCGAGACCAACGUGUCUGGAGAUUACUGCUAUGUGGGAGAACAACACUGCAUUGCCCGAGGGCCGCAAAAGUCUGUCAGUCGAAGGAAAUGUGCUGCCUGUAAGAUAGUUGCCCACACCGUCUGCAUAGAGCACCUGGAUAAGCUGCAAAGAUCUAGGUCCUGUCUGUUGGAAGACCCCCUGCCCCUCAAUGAUCCCAACCUUAGAAUUAAUUUCAGGUGUAAACCGUCUUUUAGAGAAUCGGGCUCUAGGAAUUUUCGAGAGCCUGCUGUGGUGCAUCAUCACUGGGUCCAUAGGAGACGCCAGGAAGGCAAAUGUAAACAGUGUGGCAAGGGCUUCCAGCAGAAGUUUGCUUUUCACAGCAAAGAGAUUGUUGCUAUCAGCUGCUCCUGGUGCAAACAGGCUUACCACAACAAGGUUUCCUGCUUCAUGCUGCAGCAGAUUGAGGAGGCCUGUCAACUAGGAGCUCACGCUGCCCUCAUCGUUCCGCCCACAUGGAUAUUUCGGGUCCGUCGACACCAGUCGUCUAUGAAAUCGAGCAAAAAGAAGAAGCGAACAUCAUUCAAGAGGAAAAGCAGCAAGAAAGGAGCAGAGGAAGGAAGGCUGUGGAAGCCGUUUAUAAUCCGACCUAUUCCCUCACCUCUGAUGAAACCACUUCUGGUGUUUGUGAACCCAAAGAGCGGAGGAAACCAGGGGGCUAAGAUCCUGCAGUCCUUCAUGUGGUACCUGAACCCCAGGCAGGUGUUUGACCUGACCCAGGGAGGACCAAAGGAGGGCCUGGAGCUGUAUCGCAAAGUCCACAACCUGAGGAUCCUGGCCUGUGGAGGAGACGGCACUGUGGGCUGGAUCCUGUCUUGCCUCGAUGAGCUGUCGUUAAACCCUCAACCUGCUGUUGCCGUGCUGCCGCUGGGGACAGGAAACGAUCUCGCCAGGACCCUCAACUGGGGAGGGGGCUACACAGAUGAACCUCUGUCCAAGAUCCUGUCCCAUGUUGAGGAUGGAGCCGUCGUCCAGCUGGACCGAUGGAACCUGCAUGUGGAGCCAAAUUACAUUCCAGGGGCUGAACCAGAUGAACAACAAGCUGAUAAGCUUCCUCUAGAUGUUUUCAACAAUUACUUCAGUCUUGGAUUCGACGCCCAUGUUACUCUUGGCUUUCAUGAAUCCAGAGAGGCAAAUCCAGAGAAGUUUAACAGUCGGUUUAGGAACAAGAUGUUCUAUGCUGGGACAGCUUUUUCUGAUUUCCUGAUGAGAAGCUCCAAAGACCUGUCUAAGCACAUCAAAGUGGUGUGUGAUGGGACAGAUUUAACAUCAAAGGUUCAGGACUUGAAGCUGCAGUGCCUGGUCUUCCUCAACAUCCCCAGGUACUGUGCAGGCACUACACCCUGGGGAAACCCUGGUGAACAUCACGACUUUGAACCUCAGCGCCAUGAUGAUGGAUACAUCGAGGUCAUAGGAUUCACCAUGACUUCACUGGCUACCCUCCAGGUCGGAGGUCACGGUGAGAGGUUGAACCAGUGUAGAGAAGUGACCCUCACCACUACGAAGCCUCUCCCAGUCCAGGUGGACGGUGAACCGUGUAGACUUGCUCCGUCUGUCAUCCGCAUCAGCCUUAGGAACCAGGCCAACAUGGUUCAGAAAACCAAACGGCGGACCUCCCUGCCACACCUCAACGAUCAGCAGCCAAUCCCUGAGAAGCUCCGGAUCCGAGUCAGCAGGAUCAGUAUGACCGACUACGAGGCUCUGAACUAUGACAAGGACAAACUACGUCAAGCGUCGAUUCCUCUGGGACUGAUCGUGGUUCCCGGUGACAGCGACUUGGAAACCUGCCGAGAACACAUCCAGCGUUUGCAGGAGGAUUUCUGCUGUGUUCAGCCACCCUAUCCAUGCAUGGGAAAGCAGGAGGAAGCAGCUGAACCACAGAUCAUUUCUUCACAGAGACUUUCUCCCAAGUGGUGUUUCCUGGACUCUACGACGGCGGAUCGUUUCUACAGGAUAGACAGAGCGCAGGAGCAUCUCAACUAUGUAUCAGAAAUCUCCCAGGAAGAGAUUUUCAUCCUGGACCCUGAACUGGUUGUGAAGACCUCAGUAGGCACCUCCCCCUCAGCCAUGCCCGACCUGGUCAACCCAGCACCCGGCCUGGAGCAAAGCAGGGAAAGCUCCUCCAAUCAGACCCCCAGCGAAGGCGAGGCCGGCGUCCGCGCUGUCGCUUCCCCUGACUUCUCCUCACUUCCCAGUUCUUCCCAGAGGCAGCGAGUGAACAGUGACAGCUCAGCCUCCGAAGCUCUAACGCAUGAUGCGACACCUGCGCCCAGCAAACUCAGCAGGGCAGGCUGCAUCCAUCGCUCCAACACCACCGGUGCUGACUUUAAACCCAGAGUGAGGCAGGAAACCAACCUGAAGAUGAGCCAGGCGGAAAGGGAAAGAGCAAAGGAAAAGUUGAUCGAGUGUGUGAAGAAGAAUGACGGGAAGAAGCUGCAGGAGCUGCACAAGAAGGGGGCGGACCUUACAGCUCUGGACCAAUCAGGCUGCAGCCUGCUACACCAUGCUGUCAGUGCAGGAAACAAAGACAUAGUCCGCUACAUUCUAGACAAUGCUCCCGGUGACCUGCUUGAUGUCACAGAAAAACAACAAGGGGAGACGGCGCUGCAUCGGGCUGCGUCGCUGUGCCAGAGGAGCAUCUGUCAUUAUCUGGUAGAAGCAGGAGCCUCGCUGAUGAAAACAGACCUACAGGGGGACACUCCCAAGAACAGGGCUGAGAAGGCCCACGACUCCGAGCUGGCGGGUUACCUGGAGACCCGACAGCACUACCAGAUGAUCCAGAGGGAGGACCAGGAGACGGCCGUGUGAGCGGAUGAAGGAGCUGCUGCGUGGAUGCCUGUGUGACAGGAGGUCCGGUUUCCUGCUGAUGUGUCUGCGCGGCCUGAGAGCGAAGCUGUGCCAACGCGCGUUUACUAACGGUCGCGCCUGAGAAUGUAACGGUGGAGACGACGGCCGCAAAGAAGAUUAUAAGAUGUCAUUUUUCUAUUUUGAACAGCUCAGCCAUUAAAGUGUCAGCGAAGCGAAGACGCCAGAAGCACCUGUCUGACUGAAUAACAAUGGGAUGAGUUCUUACCAAUCUCCUUCAUAUCGCCUAAAUUCCAAGGACCAAUGUUUUUAUUAAGUCACGUGUGUGGGAUCCAAUGUUUAGUUUGAAUUCUCUGCUGUCAGAUAUAUGAAAAUGGAACGUGAUGUUGAUUUCGUAGAUACAACCACAGAGGGAGCAGCAUCUAAGAAGCUCCCCGUGAGGCCCAGUUACAGGAGACUGCAGCGUUCAACCUUAUGCUUUUCCUUGAGGAGAGAUUAUAUGUGUGUAGGUAAAAUUUGACACCAUUUUUAGUUUAAAGUUGACAAAUAAAAGGUCUGAGUCAAAACGAUUCCCGUUUAUCCUCUGAGGACCCUGAACAGCUCAACUAAUAGCAUUAUAAUGAGACUAUUGCCCUCUGAAACCUUGUUAUAGACCAAAGUGAUAAAGGACACAUCCGCUAUUUUUAAACAGUGUCUGUCAUCAGCUGUGAUCAGUCUCCUGUUCGUACUGGCCUUUAAAACUUGUCUCCUGAAGGUGCUUCUCAUGUAAGUGAUGGGGCCAAACUAUAUCUGAGAAUAUAGGUCUCUGAGCAGAUUAGUCACGUUGGUGAGUGGAAGCCUUGCAACUCUUUGAUUCCAUCUUUUGUUAUUUUCUUUCCUGCAGAGAAACACAAGCAGCGAAUGUGUUAAUAUAAAGGCUUAAAUUGAUUGGUUUAUUAAAACCUUAUUAUUUAUUACAUAUAUUAGUGUUCUAUAUACUUGCUAAUAUGCGCUUGUCUUCCGUCACCUUGUUUGGGUUUUCAGAGGGGCUCCAUUAGAACCGGGCUGACCCAGUUCCAGGCCUCACAGGAGCUUGGCUGCUGUUUGUGGCUGUGAUCAUCAUUCCCUACUGUACAUUAUGUUAGGACGAAGCUAAAUCUAUGGAUUCGGUACCAAACUACAGUAAAUGAGCCCUGAAUACAUUAAAGUCCCGUCCCCUGAACAGAACCAUCAGUCUCCACUUCGCAUUUCAGUGGCUCGUACUUGUGUUAUAUGUGUUGGCGUAUAUCAAUAUCAUCUACUCAUCAUUUAGAUUUCUGUGAAGUAGGUGAGAACUGUCCGGUGCCUCGACGAAACAACUGAAUGUGUGAGUGUAAGUCCGUUUCAAGUAGAAUUACCAGGAAAUGACCCAAACCAAAUUCCACUGGACCUACGCGUGCAGUUGAGCAGCGCUUCGGUGUGAGGAGGCUACAGCUGAACCCAAAGUCACAUCUCAACCCGCGUAAUGGGGACUGUUAACGGCCACUCUGUGCAGCUAAACUGCAAAGAAACAGGUUCAGAGACGCAUCAUUGGAUUUUUGUCCAUGCCUAAAGUUUACUUAGGAUCCAAUUGAAGUAAAUAAACCCAGAAAUACAUUCCGUUAGAACAAAGGCUUUGCCUUCUUUGCACAUCGAUGCAUUUGCAGUUUAGCUGAAUGGAAGCAUCCUUUUCGUUGGUGCAGUACUUGGUUUAAAAGACACACAACAGCGGUGCCCGUGUGAACGCCUGGCCUGAUUGUCACGUGUGGGAUAUUUUGUGAGUCUGCAGCUUCUUUGACUCCAGGCAUCUUUCAUUUCCUCUGCUCACAGUCACAUUGUGUCAGCUUUUAAUGACCUGACUUAUUCUAACUGGUUUUGAGCGAAGACCAGUUCAUUCCCAGUAUGUGUUGGCCACAUUUGGACCCCGGGACCUUCACACCUCUCCUCCGUGCCCGGCUCCACCUCUGAGCUGUGUCACGGGCGUCUGUACUCUGCUUUGAUGAAAAGCAACUGAACUCCAGCCCGCUGUUAUUCGCGGCUCCUGAGCUGCAGGAGAUUCGGGGUUUUCACCGUUCCUCCCAGAGCUGCAGUGAAUUAUUGAACAGACCAAACAAACGAAACCCGCUAACUUCAGCUGCUUUGCAUGUGAGUGUUAACAUUGGCAGCAGAUUAGCUUUGGGUCAAAGGGGACGUUCCUAAACAGGUUUUCUUUUUCUGAGAAUUUACAUUUGUGGCCAAUUUGUGAAAUAUUUUUUUUUCUGUAUUUUAAGUUUAAAUUGUUUGAUAUUUGUAUAAUUUGUUUUUGAGAUAAAAGUUAAAAUAAUAAAAGAAUGUUGCAUAUUUGACCAAA